Misgurnus anguillicaudatus (oriental weatherfish) is the source of this 5608-nucleotide messenger RNA. It is a transcript of the gene ntsr1, whose product is annotated as neurotensin receptor 1 (high affinity). Gene Ontology annotation, molecular function: G protein-coupled neurotensin receptor activity. The record is from RefSeq and is a predicted model, not a curated record. Lineage: Eukaryota; Metazoa; Chordata; Actinopteri; Cypriniformes; Cobitidae. Gene Ontology annotation, cellular component: plasma membrane. Gene Ontology annotation, biological process: neuropeptide signaling pathway.
UUACAGCAGUGGCCACUGGAUCACCAAAGCGUUUGCGCACAGCCACCUGUUGGCACAUCGCGCAAAUGUUACCAAACCCUUCUGCGUGGAAAACGUCAUUUAUUACGUUUAAUAUUACACACGUUGUAUGUUAAUUCAUUGUUAUUAACGACUAUGGAGGUCAAUAACACGCUCCCGGGACGCAACUUCAUAGACUUGCGCGUUUUAGCAGAGAAACUUUUCUCGUCGGCAAACCGAUCUCUGGACAACGAAACGGACCGCGUACCCGAAGAGGAUUUGGACGUGAACACAGAUAUUUACUCCAAAGUUUUGGUGACUGUUAUUUACGUGCUGCUGUUUGUAGUCGGGUGUUUGGGUAACUCGAUCACCCUGUACACGCUCGUCACCAAGAAAUCUCUCCAAAACCUCCAGAGCACCGUGCAUUAUCACCUGGCGAGCCUGGCCGUGUCCGAUCUCCUCAUCUUGGUACUCUGCAUGCCCAUCGAGUUGUAUAACUUCAUCUGGGUACAUCACCCGUGGGCUUUCGGAGAGGCUGUGUGUAAAGGUUAUUAUUUCUUGAGGGACGGCUGCUCGUACGCGACGGCGUUCAAUAUCGCCAGUUUGAGCGUCGAGCGCUUCAUGGCCAUCUGUCACCCGUUCAAAGCCAAGAGCAUCAUGUCGCGGAGCCGCACCAAGAAAAUGAUCAGCGUGAUGUGGCUUGCGUCUUUCGUCUUGGCCACCCCGAUGCUCUUCACUAUGGGACAGCGGCUGGUUGAAAAUGAAGUCAUAUGCACCACUAUCGUGUCCUCUAUAACUGCCAAAACUGUCCUACAGGUAAAUGCCUUUUUGUCUUUUGUGGUUCCCAUGGCAUUGAUCUCAGCAUUAAAUGGAGUCAUCGCCAGUCAGCUGCUGCGCAUGUUUCGGGAGAGUGCGCAGGACAAUCGCAUCUGUAUCAUCGGAGGUAACCCUACCAUGCUUAGUGUCGCAGUCGAGCCCAACCGUGCCCAGUCACUGCGUCAUGGAGUCAUGGUGUUACGUGCUGUGGUCAUUGCUUUUGUGGUCUGCUGGUUACCGUACCAUGCCAGAAGAUUGAUGUACUGCUAUGUCACUGAAUGGACACAUGCACUGUUUGAUUUCUACCACUACUUCUACAUGGUCACCAACGUGCUCUUCUACGUCAGCUCGGCUAUUAACCCCAUCCUCUACAACCUUGUCUCAUCCAACUACCGGCAAAUUUUUUUUUCCACGCUCCGCUGCUUCCUGCUGCCGUGCCGUCAUAAAAAGCAGAAGCCGGUCCUGACCAGGCACUCCAUCAGCAUCUGCAGUAACCAGACGUUCUCCUCCAAUGUUAUCAAAGAGACCAUUUACUGAUUCAGCUAUCUUAUCACUUCGUCCAUUUUAUUCAGCAAAGCCAAUGGGACCGCUGAGGCGAAGAAUACGUUCAGAUGGACUUAUUACAGGAGUUGUUAUGUUUGUGUUGAUGCAUCACCACAUGGAGAUUGUGAAUGUAGUGCAAGAGACGCUUACUGUGUUUGCGUGCCAAAGUGGUAUCAUAAAAAGAGAAGUGAACUGCUGAAAUGGUGUAAAUAUUAAGAAUGCCCACAUUGUUUCUCACUCAAUGUAUGAAAUUGUCUGUAAAAAUGUUACAGGCUCAACUGAAUGAUUCUAGAUCAGUGUAAGUUGUAGUGGUGAGCUUUGGUUGGUUGAAGAUCUGAUCAUCCACCUGUUGCUCUUGACACACAACUUUUUUGAAUCACUUACUCAGACUAGGGCUGGGCGGCAUAUCGAGUUUUGGAUAUAUAUCUGUAUUUUUCCCAGCGAGAUACGGGAUGAGGCAAUACAGUAUAUAUCACUAUGGUCUUAUCUGAUCCUUCUUCUUUGCGACGUUACUUUCCAACCAAAUCGCAUGUUGUGCAGCUAUAUAUUUUUUAACGGGUAUGGAAACCAUGUCUUUGAAUUUAAUGUUAUAACAUCUCAUGACGCUUUACCUUGCAUGUAAACAGUUGAAAAUGUAGAAAAUACCGAGAUACGAAUUGUAUAUCGACAUUCAUCCCAAAAUUACAGAGAUAUGAGUUUUGGUCAAUAUCGCCCAGCCCUAACUUUUAUUUGGAAGACUGCGUCUCCGGAGCUCGCAUUUGAUAGCAUGUGACCAGGGUGGCCAUUUAUCUUUAUGCGACACAACACUACAGUUUCGUUCUCACUUUGAAUACUUGAUGACGUUUGCGACUGACAAAUGCGACCUCUGGAGGAUGGAGUUGAUGUCGAUGUUGUACCUAACUCUUACUUCUUAUAUUGUUUCCAUCCUGCUGUAAUCUAAAUAAUUUACAAUGUUUGUGUACUGAUCAUAACGAUAACCAGUCAUGAGUGCAGGGCUAAACGUAGUUAAGGGUUGUAAGCAGGUUUUUGAACCAGAUUUUUUCCCCAAUUGGUUCGUUCCGAACAGAAACAGUAUUUUAACGUUUCCAGUUUUUGGUUCAACCCCAAAAUUGACGUUCCUGAAACGGUACGAACAAAAAUAAAGUUCCCGAACCGGUUAAUAACGUUCCAUGUCAGCUGUGGGACAUACAAAUAAGUAGGCUGAUCAUCAGGACAUUAAACUAAAAUUAUUAGUCUACAUAUUAGUCUCUAUCUUGUCAUCAAACAUUAAAAGGCUACAUUAUGUAAGCAGCAUAACUGUAAUUCUGACGUGCCUACAUUUGUUGAGUGCACUUAAACACGCGCACACACAUAGACGGAGGACGAAUGCCAAACGGCACUCCGGGAAGAAUAUGCAGUAUAAACAGUCGCUCCACAUAAAGUGAAAAUUACGUUGUUUUUCAGUGCUUUAUUCACCAAAUGUAUUUUAAUGGACUAUAUUAUGAGACACAGUAGCGCAACUCUUUCUAAAGUUUAUACAUCAAGAGUUCUGAUCUUUGAAGGCCAUAGGGAUAAUCACAUUUGAUUGGAGUUGGACCGGACACAUUCAACCACAUGUGCGUACAGAAAGCGGCUCACUUUAGCACCUUUUUGCAGUUAAAUUGUUUAAAAUCACUUAAGUGUUAACAUUUGCAAGCCUUUGACACACGUGCAAAUGAUUAACUUUUAUCCUAUUUAAAUUUGCGUAUUAAUCCGCAAAUCGCAUGAGAGCGGAACUGUGGGUCGCGAUCUGUAUGGAUCACGGAUCAACUGCGAUCCGUUACCACUAAUUAGUAAAAAACAAACAUUUUGAGAUACUUGGUAGCCUACAAUAUUUACCUCUUAUGAUUGAGCAUCAUAGACUUGGGCUUGAGUAGGCUACUUGCUGAUGGCAAGCUUCUCAUUUCUCCGAUAAGUCAACGACGACUGUAAGUGAACUUCACCGAGUAUUGCGCAGAAAUCUUGUCAAAGAACGGAAAAAAAAAUAACGGUAUUAACCGGUUACCAUUAUUUUAAAUAAAUGAUUCUGUUCCGGAAUAUAUAUUUUUUGAAUGUUUCUGGUUUCGUUUCAGUUCCUUGCAAAGCAUUAAAAGUUUCUGGUUUUCGUUUCCGUUCCGUGAACCAGUUCAAAGCCUUGCUUGAAAGGGAUAGAAUGAAAGAUUACAUCAUUUCCAAGUUAACCAGAAUAGAAACAGUUGAUUUAUUCUUGAGAAUAAAGAGUCGCUGUUAUGUAUAUACAGUCUCUAUAUCGAACUAAUUUGUAAAGCACUCCUCGUUGCCUCUUUAAGAUGAAUCGCUUCAUUGUUUUCCUCAUUCUCGUAAGUGGCUCUGGAUAAAAGCAUCUGCUAAUGCCUAAAUGUAAUGUACCAACUGUGAAUAUGAGCACGUAGAGUAUUUAGUUUUAUCACUAGCACAUUUAAAGUGGAGGCACUACAUUGUGAAACAAGUGACUCUUGCUUGCAACACAUCGAGAUGUUGUCCAUCACCAUUCUGUCGCCUUAGCAACGGGAAGGAUGGGCAUAAUUAAUUUGCCGGUUAUAAUAGCUUUAUUUAAACAAAGCACUGGUCUGCAAUUUGCAGAGAGAGAGAGAGAGAGAGAGAGAGAGAGAGAGACUUUAGAUUAUAAUGGCAGAAUACAAGCAGCUGAGGAAAAUUAAAAGCCAGCACACAGUAUGGGAGAGCACUUGUCUCUGAGAAAUAGUGGGCAGAUCUUAUGGGCAUGAGAUAGCUUAGCUUCACAUCAAAACUCAGAUCAAAGAUGCAUCUUGAGACAGAUGAGAGGGUGAGAACAUGACUGAGGAUCGGUGACAAGAUGUGGGUAAUGGAAUAUGGUAAUACAAAUGGAAAGCCAAAGAAAAAUUUAAAACUCUUUAGUUUUAUUGCGCUUUUAAUGGUAAGGAUGCCGAAGAUCAGGAGGCGGUCUGCUUCAGGGUGCAAUGUGAAGAACUUAUUAGAUAAGGUCUGGUAAAAACAGCUUUUGUUCAGAUCCACACGAAAUGCUAUGUGUGGGGAACUUCGGAAAACAUGGUGGAUGUUCACAGCGGGGAGGAUGCUGAGCACUUAAGAGGAGCUGUGUGGUGAACUAUACUCAAUGUUAAAAAGGGAACAUGCUGGUAUGCUGGCCAGAACUACACGGUUAAAGAGAGAUAAAGAGGGCUAUAUAAAAAUCGCCUGCUGAGGUUGUAGACCCGAGGUUGUAGACAAGACCAAAACGGUUAGGAAGGUUAUAGUGUUUGUUUGAUGGCUCUCAGGGGGGAGCAGAAUAUUUAUAACAAUUUUUAGCUUGUUUAUUUUUGAAAAUGUUUUGCUCAAAACCUUGAAAUCUCAAACAUGUAUGACAUGGUAGCAGUCAUAACCCAUUGUAAUUACAUUUUGCUGCAAAAUUUUAAUGUAAUUGUUGUGCAGUAUCUCUAAAAAAUGCAGGGUAUUUUUAUGUCAAAAAGGGAUUAACCCAACCCAUUGGGUUGUAACUUAACCUAUGCUGAGUUAUUUUAGUUAGUUAUUUUAAUCCACUGUUGGGUGAAAUAUGUGAAUCUGGACCAUAAAACCAAAUUGAAAUUGAGAUUUAUCAUGAAUAAACAAGCUUACCACUGAUGUAUGGUCUGAUAGGAUAGGACAAUAUUUGGCCGAGAUAUGACUAUUUGAAAAUCUGGAAUCUGAAGGUGCGAAAAAUCUAUAUAUUGAGAAAAUCGCCUUUAAAGUUGUCCAAAUGAGCAGUGUUGGGGGUAAUGCAUUACAAGUAAUGUGCAUUACGUAAUAAUAUUACUUUUCUGAAGUAACAAGUAAAGUAACACAUUACUUUUUAAAUGUACACAUUAAUAUUUGAAUUACUUUUUUAAAAAAGUAAUGCGAGUUACUUUUCAAAUUAAUUAAUUCUAUUUAAAAUAAUAAUAAUGUAUUAAAUUAAACUGAACGUAGUCAUGUAGAAUUAUGCACUCUAAGUCAGAAAGGGAGAUGGCAGGACAGAGCUUGACAUUUUUGCGAUGGAAAUAUGCAAUUUCUGAAUGCAGAACUUCAUAAAAGUCAUAAAACACACCUGCUAGGCCUAAAAGAGAUCAAGCCUCAGCGUAGUAACAAAAACUAACGCAAAAGUAACUUAAAAGUAAUGUAAGUAUUAGUUUCCAUGAAAAGUAACUAAGUAACGCAAUUAGUUACUUUUUUGGGGAGUAACUUAAUAUUGUAAUGCAUUACGUUUAAAAGUAACUUUCUCUAACACUGCAAAUGAAGUCCUUAG